Molecule: messenger RNA, 2296 nt
Organism: Paramuricea clavata
Lineage: Eukaryota; Metazoa; Cnidaria; Anthozoa; Malacalcyonacea; Plexauridae
Source: the annotation of a GenBank genome assembly
UGGAGAUUUGACAUAGACUCUGUAAUUAUAAACAGUUCCUUUUCCUUUCGUAUUAACUUAAUCUUUAAUAAUCUUUAAUCUUAAUCGCAUUAAUCUUAAUCUUAUUUUACCCUUUAUUUGGUACAGCUUUUGAUUUGUAAUAACAUUAAUUUUUACAUGCAGAAAAAAUUUUCUAUGCAUGGCAAGUUCUAUGUUCAAGUUCUCGGUCUAUACAGGCAAGUUUUGCCACCCCAGUGUCCCCCAUUAUAUUCUGUUACACCGGGCAAGCUUGAAAAAUAUGCCUGACCACGGUGGGAAUCGAACCUACGACCUUUGGAAUACUAGCCCACACUAAGAGUAACAUUACAAACAUAUAUUCACCUGAGUACAUUACACCAACACAGAAAAUUCAAUAUAUAGUUAAUGCAUGCUUUAAAUAAAUGUGAUUGUAUGAUUCGUGGUCACAUCAAUUUAGAUAAAUGCAAUGUACCCCGCUGAGCAACAAGUGAAAAAUGAAUGUGUUAUACAGUUUACGAAAAGAACCUGACAGGGAAGAAAAAACUAAGGGGAAAACAAGUUGUUUUGGGAGCAGACAUAAUUGUAUACUGCAUGUUUUCUUGCACUUCCAGUUCCGUGUAUAGGACCGAGAGGACCUGGGGAUGAAGAUGGUAUUAAAUGAACUUAAAAAAGUCGUCAGUGUCGUGUAUUUGAGCAAAUGUUUGGAGCAAAUUUGGUCAUCAUAAUGAAUUUCUCAAACUAGGAAUAAAAUAGACUGCCCACUCCUGCCCCUCCUAAUCCACUGUUUCAACUCGCUGGAUACUCAUCCUAGGCAAGUCUUAAAAAUGUUAUUUUUGUAGGUAUAUGGUGGAAAUGUGACACAGUUGAACCUGGCAGUGGACAGGAUCGCAUCUGCUCAUAGGAUGUUGAAGAUUGCCAACAUAUCUGAUGCUGAAUGUGAAAAGAAUGUUGCUGACACAGUGUGUAAAGUUUCAAUUCCUGCUUGUUCCAAAGAUCAGACCAAGGUCGUAUCCUUCCUCAGCAAGCAAGAUUGUCAUGAGAUCAUGGGAUGGUGAGUAUUAUAUGAAAUACAUACUGAUAUGCACAAAAUAGAGCUAGACUAGGAUUUACUAUCACAAGGAAAGUGCUCUCUCGGCAUUCUUACUAGAUCAACUGCGAAAAAGACAUUGGGUUUUUAUUGCGUGUUGUAUAUAUUCCCAAAGAUGUCGUCAAGGCCGGAGUACGUACUGCUUUCUCCUCAAAUAGGGAGCUUUAGAUUUGACUACGAGUACGACUACGAGUACGACAUUUGAUCGCGUGCGAGGAAAUUACCGUAGUCGUUUUCGUUUCCAUUCAAAUGUUGCUUUUAUAACAGUGAACCAAUAACUAGAGAAAAAGUUUCAUAAACUAAAUCUCCUGCCGACUAAAAUCCCCUACAAAACGUGUAAAUAAGUCAUAACAUUAAAAACAGGCCAGAUAUUUAGGACUAAUAUAUUAUUUGCGCCGGAUAAACGCUAUAUAAAUGCUACAAAUUAUUUUUGGAAAACAAAAAAAAAGCCAACUUUCUUUGUUUUUUUGAAAAGUCGUCGUGAGGACUACGAGGUUUCUCCACAAUUUCGUACUCAGAUGGGCGACGGCUACGACUUUUUAGCGUCAGUACGGGAUGGCGUAAGCAUACAGCAUGCGUUUAGCUUGACGAAUCUCGUACUCGUAGUCGUACUCGUAGUCAAAUCUAAAGCUCCCUAAUAUCACUGGUGUUCAGCUACAUUUCACAUGUAUUGCUCUUCAAAGAAUCUAAUUUAGUCCAGAGAGAUCAGAUAGCGAGAUAAUGCGACCGAAUGUAAAAAGAAAACGCGAAUGUGAAAAUAGAUUGUUGUGAGAUCAUGGUUUGUCGUGAGAUCAUCGAUUGUUGUGAGAUCAUCAUCGAUGAUUGUAUUUUAAUUGGAAAAUUUUUACUAUUAUUUUGUGCUUCUCAACCGGCAGAUGCAUUUAAAAAGUCGCUAUAACUGCACGAACUUUAUUAAACUAGAAAAUAAAUAUAGAGAAAAAGCAAUUUUGUGGGGUUUUCAUCGCAAAUACGUGACAAAAAAUCAUUUUAACUUGCUAAUUUCCUUUCUUCCAAACGUUAUAGUGUCAACAAAACAAAUGAUACCAACUUGAUACAGGGAGCCCACGGUUUAUGUGACAGCUUGCCAGAUGGUACAACAGCAAAGAAAUAUUCCCUGGAUAAUGUCUACGACAAUAAAGCAGCUGUUUACGCCAUGGCAUUCAGCACAAUUUUGUUCAUUGCCAUUCUUGUCGCUCAAAGUUUCUUCUAGGC